ACUACAAUUCCCAGAAUGCGUCGGUGCAGGGGUACGUGACCGUCUUGCUGGGUCGAGUUGUCAGGGGCCGGUUUUCCUCUUCGUCCUGCGAUUGAGUCAGGUGAACGCAGUCUUCCGUUUCUUCGUUUUAAUCUCCCUUCGCUGUUUCUGUAUGCAAGUGUCGAUAGCGGUUUUCUUCGUGUGGGUUUUCAUCGGGUAUGCUUGUUCUAAUAAAUCAUCCUGAAGACUUUGACUGGAGAAGGUACUUGGUUUAUGUCAUUUUUAAACGGAAUACCCUCCUCGGGCCCGAACCUCUGCGAAAAGGAAGGAGCUGUAUUUCUGGCCAGGAGGCAGCAGUGAUCCACCCCAUUCCCGUCCCCGUCUCUCGCUCUCGAGGAGCCAUUUUUCAUGCUGAAAAUCCACACUAGGAUGCAGCGAUUAACUGGACGUCAACGCGGGCUUAGGGUCGUCUGUUAACAUCAGUUAACGACCUAAUUGCGGGUGCACUUAAGUUGCAAGGCGGCAACAACACCGAAGGGUGACUAAAACGGAGAAGCAAUUCGUCAAUCAGCGCACGCAUUGACUCUGGAUUGUGAAACGUGUGUGCUAAAGCAACCCGAAUAUUUAUAAGCACCUUGGAAAGUGAUCCUAUCCCCAGGGAAUCAGGUUUGAGGGCUUCCUCAGAUUUUCGCUUAAAAUUCGCAAAAAAAUGCCUAGAAUGAACCUGAGUACGUAGGGCACGAAAUCGCAUAUUAGUAAACAUUCAAUCGAUUUCAUUGUGGGAUUUAAUAACUGCUCUGUAAUAAUUUUAAAGAAAAUCAGGUCGAUUUAAAGUGCGACUUGUAUCAGAUGCGUUAGAAAUUGGCAGACCACUCGAUUCUGUUUACGUCAGUUGGAUAUUUUAGGGAAAAAGAACAAGGCUGUUUUUAUUUAUUUUAAUUAAUUCUUUGAGGAGUCGAAAUGUAAUUGGAAUAAAAAAUACAAACGUAAUAUCGGUGUACAUUGAGAAUAUGCGAGUCAAUGCAGCCGGCAAGGAAAUUCACGGAUGGGGUAUUAUCGUGUUCCCAAGGUCCACUGAUUGUAAAUAGUUGUCUUUCUUUUGGAACUGAGAUAUAACAAUCCAAGCUUUGAUGCCGCCCCCAAUGAAACAGUGCGAAUACAGUCAGAUUACGACGCAGAGCUCGUCUCCCAUGGAGUCUCCCAAAAAGAAGAAAAUUCCGCGGAAGAAAUGGGAAGUUUUUCCAGGAAGAAAUAAAUUUCAUUGCGAUGGCAGGAUCAUGAUGGCCAGGCAAACUGGGGUCUUCUAUCUGACACUUGUCUUGAUUGUGGUCACCAGUGGACUUUUCUUUGUAUUCGACUGUCCAUUCCUAGCAGUUACCAUCACACCUGUCAUACCAGCGAUUGCAGGAGUUUUGUUCUUUUUUGUGAUGGGGACAUUGCUUCGUACAAGCUUCAGUGAUCCAGGAGUUCUACCUCGGGCUACGCAAGAUGAAGCAGCCGAUCUGGAAAGACAGAUAGAUAUCGUCAAUGGUUCAGGUUCAGGAGGAGGUUAUCGACCUCCCCCCAGAACAAAAGAGGUGAUAAUUAAUGGGCAGACAGUCAAGUUAAAGUACUGUUUUACCUGUAAAAUCUUCCGGCCACCACGUGCCUCCCACUGUAGCCUUUGUGAUAAUUGUGUAGAGCGAUUUGAUCACCACUGUCCCUGGGUAGGCAACUGUGUGGGAAAAAGGAACUACAGAUUUUUUUACAUGUUUAUUUUGUCACUGUCAUUUCUGACAGUCUUCAUCUUCGCUUUCGUCAUCACACAUGUCAUUCUCCGUUCUCAGAAGACAGGAUUUCUAAAUGCACUAAAAGACAGUCCUGCAAGUGUGCUGGAAGCGGUUGUUUGUUUCUUCUCUGUUUGGUCAAUUCUUGGCCUGUCAGGAUUUCACACAUACCUAAUCAGCUCAAAUCAGACUACAAAUGAAGAUAUUAAAGGAUCCUGGUCAAACAAAAGAAGCAAAGACAAUUACAAUCCAUAUAGCUAUGGAAAUAUCUUCACAAAUUGUUGUGCAGCUCUGUGUGGGCCAUUGCCACCGAGUUUAAUUGAUCGAAGAGGAGCGAUCCAGUCAGAUACACCACAGUCAGUUGCGCCACCAAAUGGAAUCACCACAUAUGGGGCCACACAAUCUCAGAGCAACAUGUACCAGGGGAUGUGGAGCCAGGAUGAAUAAGUGAAGUUGAGAUGCAGAUGAGCCAUGAUCUAAUUGAAAAAUGGAAGAAGCUAAGGGACAAA
Stegostoma tigrinum is the source of this 2254-nucleotide messenger RNA. It is a transcript of the gene zdhhc14, whose product is annotated as zinc finger DHHC-type palmitoyltransferase 14. Lineage: Eukaryota; Metazoa; Chordata; Chondrichthyes; Orectolobiformes; Stegostomatidae. The record is from RefSeq and is a predicted model, not a curated record. Gene Ontology annotation, molecular function: protein-cysteine S-palmitoyltransferase activity. Gene Ontology annotation, biological process: peptidyl-L-cysteine S-palmitoylation; protein targeting to membrane. Gene Ontology annotation, cellular component: endoplasmic reticulum; Golgi apparatus. The coding region runs from base 1110 to 2192 and encodes 360 amino acids. The transcript has 9 exons.